UGGGGCUCCAGAUAAUGACUUUUGGCCCCAAACACAGCAAAGAACAUGCCUUUUCCUGAUGUUCUGGGAACAGUCAAAGCUGAACUGCAGGGCCUGACCCUGAAUAUGCCUUUGGCAUUUCCCUAUAUACAGAAUAGUUUAAGGGCUCUUUUUUUAAAAUUGGAAACUGACUUGAGUAAUUUUGUAAAACCCUUAUCUAGAGCAUGCAUCCGGUUAUCUCACAGAAAUUUCAACUUGGUAAAGAAGCCUAGAGCUGAUUUCUGUUUUCCAGAAUUCUCUUAAUUGCUGGUGUUGAACAGAAGUCUCAACACAGACAGGCACAAAGAAGGUUGUUGCUGAGACUCACUCCAAGAAAACACAGAAGGAGAAAUCUAAAAGCUCAUUUCAGGAUGAAGCUUCAAAAGAAAAGAAGUAAUUUUAACAUAAACAAAAGUUGUCGGUGGAUGAUCAGCAGAUGCAAGAGGAUUCUUCUUUCAGCUACCACAGGUCCUGUGAUGAGACUGAGGUUCCGAGGUGGGCAGCUGGCAUUCCUGCUGCUGCUCUGCAGCCUGCAGACACGCUCGGGGCAUGCUGAGGUUGCAAUUAAAGUCAGCUUUGACUUGGCUCCAGGUUCCUUUGAUGAUCAGUACCAAGGCUGUAGCAAAGAGGUCAUGGACAAGCUAAAUCAAGGAGAUUACUUCACAGAUGAAAUAGAUGCCCAUAAAAAUUACUUUGAUAUAUGGAAAAAAGCUCACUUAACCUGGCUGAGCAAAGAAAAACCUCUCCCCGCCAACAUGACAAUGAUACAUGCGAUGGCUCUCUUGGUUUAUACAUUGAAUAACCACCUGCGCUCUGACUUUUCCGGGGCCAUGGCCAGUGCUGCCGGGUCUCCACAGCAGUACAAACAUUCAUUCCACUUCAAAUAUCUGCACUACUACUUGACCUCAGCGAUCCAGCUGCUGAGGACAGAACUCAGCAUGAAGAAUCACACUCAGUGUUAUGAGGUAUACCAUGGUAUGAAGGACGUCCACCUUGUAGCCAACAUAGGUGACACAGUCCGAUUUGGCCAGUUCCUCUCUACCUCUCUCCUAAGAGAAGAGGCACAAACAUUUGAGACAAAAACACUAUUUACCAUAUUUACUUGUCUGGGUGCACCUGUACAAGACUUCUCCCUCCAGAAGGAAGUCCUGAUCCCUCCCUAUGAGUUGUUUGAAGUUGUAAAUACAAGCUACCACCCAAAAGGAGAUUGGUUGCAAUUGCGAUCAGCCGGAAAUCUGAGCACAUAUAACUGCCAGUUACUAAAAGCUUCUGGCAAGAAGUACAGCGCUACUCCCGUGGUCACUGCGUCUUUCUGCUUCUUAACCAGUGUUAUCAUCUCUUUCAAAAGCACAGUGUAGAGAAAUUCUGUGACUCCGUUAAAAUAGAAGUGAAAUGAAAACUUGUUUUUUGGUAGAAAUGGGAAUGUAUUUGCCAUGAAAGACAAUCUGCCCACACUUCUGCUGAGAGCAGUGCCUGGCUUCCUCUUGGUUGGUUCUGCUUUUGGCUUCUCUGUACCUCCUUGCCAAUCAGGGUACCCUGGGAAGUCACUCAACCCAGCUGUCAUUUGACGCGGAACUAGUUGUACUCAGUGCCUACAACUGACUUGUAACUCAGUCCUGAGCUACUCAGUAUAAUUCUGCUCCAUGAACACAGAGAUUUAUGCUAAAAAAAGAAAAUAUGAUAUACCAUCAUGGUGCUUUUCUUUAAAACUAGUUUGGGUAGCAGUGAGGAUUCUUUCUUCCCAAUGGAGAGGAACAGAAGCAGGGUAUGAGCUUAUAGUUGCUAGUAACUACCUUACCACCUGGAAAGGAGACCCUGCCUCCCUAAUAUAGGAGCUAACACAAGGAAGGAAGACACUGAGACCCCCUGACAGUGUAUGAACCUCUGUCCGGAUCCAACUGGACCUGAAGCUGGAUACCUGGAGCUUCUUCAUUACAUAAAUCAAUAAAUUAUGCUAUCAACAUAA
Molecule: messenger RNA, 1984 nt
Organism: Cavia porcellus (domestic guinea pig)
Lineage: Eukaryota; Metazoa; Chordata; Mammalia; Rodentia; Caviidae
Gene: Art4
Product: ADP-ribosyltransferase 4 (inactive) (Dombrock blood group)
Exons: 3
Coding region: 390-1376 (328 amino acids)
Molecular function (GO): NAD+-protein-arginine ADP-ribosyltransferase activity; NAD+ poly-ADP-ribosyltransferase activity
Source: RefSeq, a predicted model, not a curated record